This is a messenger RNA of Arxiozyma heterogenica, 384 nucleotides long. RefSeq lists its product as uncharacterized. Gene Ontology annotation, cellular component: peroxisomal matrix; cytoplasm. NCBI's taxonomy places the organism in Eukaryota, Fungi, Ascomycota, Saccharomycetes, Saccharomycetales, Saccharomycetaceae. The record is from RefSeq and is a predicted model, not a curated record. Gene Ontology annotation, biological process: glyoxylate cycle. The transcript has a single exon. The coding region runs from base 1 to 384 and encodes 127 amino acids. Gene Ontology annotation, molecular function: malate synthase activity.
AUGCUUGUGAAUGCUUUAAAUGCUGAAGUCACAAUGUAUAUAACUGAUUUUGAGGAUACGUCCUCCCUAACAUGGUUUAAUAUGAUUUAUGGACAAGUUAAUAUAUAUGACAAUAUCAGAAAUCAAAUUGAUUUUGCUACUUCGAGAAAAGAGCAUAAACUUAAAAAUGAUUUUGCCAAAUUGGCUACUGUUAUUGUUAGACCUUAUGGUUUGUGUACGGUUGAAAAACAUCUUUAUAUCGAUGGAGAAUCCAUUAGUGCUUCUAUAUUUGAUUUUGGUUUAUACUUUUUUCAUAAUACUAAAAAACUAGUUGAAAUAGGUAAAGGUCUCUAUUUUUUAUUUACCAAAGAUAGAGCAUCAUUUAGAGGUGAAAUGAUGGGAUGA